GUUUACAUUUUACAAAAGCUUGACGUGUUUUAAAAAACUACCUAGUUAUUACUUGUUGAUUGAUUGCAAAUACUUUAGGUUACUGUGAAGGCAUUGGAUAACAUAAUUUAUAUUCCUAGUUGAUGUAGUGAUCGUCAAAAAAAUGUUAAAAGCCGUAAUUUUAAUUGGCGGGCCGCAAAAAGGAACCCGCUUCAGACCAUUGUCUUUGGACACCCCGAAGCCCCUGUUCCCCAUAGCUGGUGUGCCACUCAUACAACACCACAUAGAAGCUUGUGCCAAGCUCAAGGAGUGCAAGGAGAUCCUCAUCAUCGGAUCAUACACUGCUACGCUUAUGGCUCAGUUUGUUAGUGAUAUGCAGAAAGAAUAUCAUGUCAUAAUUAGAUAUCUUCAGGAGUUCACUCCGCUCGGCACCGGAGGUGGUCUGUACCACUUCAGAGACCAGGUCCGAGCCGGGAAUCCGUCUGCUUUCUUCCUGCUCAAUGGUGAUGUGUGUGCAGACUUUGCCUUAAAGGAACUGUGGGUGUUUCAUUCUGAGAAACCUGAUGCACUGAUAACAAUAAUGGGCACGGAAGCGACCCGUCAACAAUCAGUCCACUACGGCUGCAUGGUCCGGGAUCCCGGCACCAAAUCAGUGAACCAUUACGUGGAGAAACCAAACAGUUAUGUUUCCACAUUGAUCAACUGCGGCGUCUACGUGUGCUCACUGCAAGUCUUCCAUACUAUGGCGGCGGCCUUUGAGAAGAAACAGAAUGAAUUUUAUAGUGGCAAUAAUGGACAACAUAGCCCAGGUUAUAUAUCAUGGGAACAGGAGGUCUUGGCUCCGUUGGCUGGCACCAACAAGUUGUAUGCUAUGCAGGUAACAAACUGGUGGUCACAAGUGAAAACCGCUGGUUCUGCGAUAUACGCUAACCGCCAUUACCUGGAGCUGCACAGAGAUAGGGUGUCUCAGACAGCCCCGUGCCAAGUUAUACCUGACGUAUUUAUACACCCCAGUGCUGUGGUCGAUAGUACUGCUGUGAUUGGCCCGAACGUGUCAAUCGGCGCAGGAGUGACGAUCAAAGCGGGCGUCAGGCUAAAGGAGUCGAUAGUUCUGAAUAAUGCAACUAUUCACGAACAUGCUCUAGUCAUGCACUCUGUUGUUGGUCAAGAAGCAUCAGUCGGCGAGUGGUCACGCGUGGAAGGCACGCCAUCAGAUCCUGACCCUAACAAACCCUUCGCUAAGAUGGACAACACGCCGCUCUUCAACUGCGACGGGAGACUCAACCCUUCAAUCACCAUUCUAGGUGCAGGCGUAGUAGUACCAGCGGAAAUGAUCCUACUGAACUCAAUAGUUCUACCGCACAAACACUUAACAAGAAGCUUCAAACAUGAAAUUAUAUUAUAGUAUACAACAUAACAUACCAGUAUAAUACCAAAAAUACAACUACAGUCUGUUUUUAGCGUAGGCGGAAAAUGGUUCGAUGACGUGAGUCACGCUGCUGUCAUUACGAAAACCAGCUUCUUAUAGUCGUAUUCCUCAUGGCUGAGGGUCCUGGAAUGUAAAUUUGUAAUACCUUGUCCAUUUCACUAGCUGAUAAAUAAUAUCUCAAAUCAUAUUUUCGAAAGUGUUAAUUGCUAACACUGGUGUCAGAUUUUAUUCAAGUCGCUUAACUGCAUGUGACAUGAUUUUUGCGACUACCGACCGCGUCUAGUGGCAAGUAAUCGCAUACACACUAGUGAAGUUAAACUGCCAACCAUUGUGCAGGUUUCCACACAAUGUUUUCCUUCACCGGAAGCAAGUGGUGGUCUAUGAAAACUACUUACUGGUAAUGUUCGGGGCGAGUAGGAUUCGAAACUGGGACCUUUCGAUCACGGGCGCACGAUCUUAACAACUUUGCUUCAUAUUAUUGAACCCAAUGAAAAGGCAAUACAUACAUACACCGUCCGACCGUACGGUACUCGUCGUGCAAAUCGCCUGUAUGUACCAUUAUUUCUGACAAAAUAAAAAUAAGCUACAUUCGACAGUUGAUUUCUUGUUUUUGACAAUAUUUUUUCACUGGGCAGUAGAAAUAUACUAUAGUGGCUAUCAUUAUAAGUAUCUACUUAUUUUAACGGCGGCGUUUGGCUCCAUGGAAUAGGGUAGUUGCCAUCAAUCGAUACUUUUUUCCAAAUGUCAAAAACAAAUGGAUACUUUGGAAUUUAAAUAUAACCUUGUAAUAAAAUUAUAAAUAAAUAUAUUAGGACAAAUCACACAGAUUGAGCUAGCCCCAAAGAAGUUCGAGACUUGUGUUAUGGGAUACUAACUCAACGAUACUAUAUUUUAUAACAAAUACAUAUAUAGAUAAACAUCCAAGACCCGGGCCAAUCAGAAAAAGAUCAUUUUCCAUCAUGAUCUGACCGGGGAUUAAACCCGGGACCUCUCGGUUCAGAGGCAAGGACUUUACCACUGCGCCACCGAGGUCGUCACUCACUUUAAUUGAUCAAAUAAAGUGACAUUUCAUUAUCGUGUUUUGUUAUUUGAAUGCAUUUUUGAAAACAUGUUAUUUUUGACCAAGCGACUACUCUAUUGCAGUAGUCAGUAGUAAAUAAUAUAUGUGCCUAUUUUGUUUACGAAGAGACCAAUGAUGUUUAAUAGAUGUCGAAUGCUUUAAUAUUUUUACAUUCAAAUUAUAUUUUCCUUAUUGUGUAUGGUUGAAUUUAUUCUAUACAAAUUAAACGUAACAUAACAGAAUAUUUUCUAAUAUUUUAUUAAUUACAUUAUAACUUGUGUGAUGCAAUAAAUUAAGCACAAAUUUUA
Molecule: messenger RNA, 2776 nt
Organism: Plodia interpunctella (Indianmeal moth)
Lineage: Eukaryota; Metazoa; Arthropoda; Insecta; Lepidoptera; Pyralidae
Gene: Gmppa
Product: GDP-mannose pyrophosphorylase A
Exons: 9
Coding region: 143-1384 (413 amino acids)
Biological process (GO): biosynthetic process
Cellular component (GO): cytoplasm
Source: RefSeq, a predicted model, not a curated record